GGAUCAUAUCACCUCAACCAUCUUGCGUUGUGUGCUAACCACCCACAAAACAUGAUAACCGAGAAACUGUACAACGCGACGACCGUCAAUUUUUUAAAAGCAAGUGCCACUGUUGCUCUCAGACGAUAUGCAAGUUGGGAUGUCAAUCCUCGUCUAGAUGUACAUACGUUUCAAUGUGAUCUACCAGUGGAAGAAGCGACCACGCCUCCUGCAUCAUGGUACACGCAUGCGUAUUUCCACGACAUGGAGCUCAAAACCGUGUUCAGCAACAACUGGUUAGCUGUUGGACGCGUUGAUCAACUCAAAGAGCCAGGAUGUUAUUUUACAGGUAGCGUUGGGAAUCGUAAUUUUGUCGUGACUCGUGAUAACCGUGAUUUUCUACACGCAUUUCAUAAUGUCUGUCGACACCGUGGAAUGACGCUCUGCAGCGAAGACUCCGGACAAACUUGCGAAUUCAAAUGUCCGUAUCAUGGCUGGACAUACGAUCUAACGGGGAGACUGACGCGAGCCAAAAAACUACGGGGAAUCAAGAACUUCAGCGCCAGUAAAUACGGAUUGAAACCUCUACAAGUAUCGACGUGGGGGCCGCUCGUGUUCGUCAACGCCAACGACACAGCCAACGAGUCAGAAUUCCACGAUGAAGUCGCUGCUAUCGAGAAUUGUAUGAAAGGGUUCGAAUUUAACGAGAGUUGGUGUUUCGUCAAACGCGUUACGUACCCGCUGAAAUGUAACUGGAAAGUAGUGUGCGACAAUGUGCUUGACAACGGCUACCACGUGACCAUGACUCAUCCCAAUUAUUCUAAACUGUUAGAACUGAAUUCAUUGAAAACGAAAUUGCUUUCAAGAUCGUCGAUUUGUACCGUGGAGUCUUCUAACAACGAUCCACGUGUCAGUGGCAAUGUUAUGUUAGCCCACAUUUAUCCAAAUUUAAUUUUGAAUCGAUAUGGCCCCUGGCUUGAUACCAAUAUAGUGAUGCCAGUAUCGGCAAAUGAAUGCGUAAUUAUCUACGAUUACUACCUGUUGCAGAGUUUUGUGGAUACAACGUCACCGCGUUAUCUGCCGAAGUAUAUUGAUGACAGUAUAUUGGACAGCGACAAACUACAACGUGAGGAUAAUAUGGUGUGUGAGGGAACUCAGAAAGGGUUGCAGUCGUCGGGGUACGAAGUGGGAAGAUAUGCUCCACAAGAUGAAAAGCCGGACUAUGCUUUUCAUAGACAUUUAGCCGAGGACUUUAAACAAUAUUUGAGCCUCCAUAGAAAUUGA
This is a messenger RNA of Saccoglossus kowalevskii, 1263 nucleotides long. RefSeq lists its product as uncharacterized. Gene Ontology annotation, molecular function: 2 iron, 2 sulfur cluster binding; iron ion binding. The record is from RefSeq and is a predicted model, not a curated record. Lineage: Eukaryota; Metazoa; Hemichordata; Enteropneusta; Harrimaniidae.